Molecule: messenger RNA, 948 nt
Organism: Closterium sp. Yama58-4
Lineage: Eukaryota; Viridiplantae; Streptophyta; Zygnematophyceae; Desmidiales; Closteriaceae
Source: the annotation of a GenBank genome assembly
AUGAGCCCAAGCACAAGUCAUAGCUGGCUCUAUUACUGCCACGCAGUGCUUCCUAAUUUUACACGCUUGUCCUCCCUUGAGAGGCAGCGUGACCCCUCUGGGGUUUCUGAUGUUCGCAUUGGCCUCUGCCUUUGCCGCAUCGAGUCGCAUCCUCACAAUCUCCUUCCCGGAUCCAAUUCACAUCCCCGUGUCGCGCACCUCUCUCUCACGAGUGUGGCUCCCUAUUUCUUCCUGCCUCCACUCCCUGUUCUCUUCGUCGCUCCCGUCAUGGCCACUCCUCAGGGCAUGGACGCAGUUAUGGCCGACAACGGAGUUACCGUCCCCUCCGUGAGCGACCUCCUGCCCGAUGAGGGCCAAUCGUCACCGCAGGCCAAGAAGAUCUGCACGGGAGAGGCCUCGUCCUCUGCCCGACCUACGCCUGCUCCUGCCAUGGACCCGGCCGCUGACCCUGAAGCAGGACCGGAUCUUACCCUCACCGGACUGGAGUCCAGCGCUGCACCCGCGCCCGUGCUGGCUGGUCCCCUCUCGCGCCUGCGACGCAAUCGCGACGUCGUCGGAGAGGUUGUACAUAAUUUGGUACGAGAUACUCACUCACUGGUCACCAUCAUCUAUCCUGACAACGUGGCUGAAAUUCACCGCAGCAAGAUUAUCUCUCGUGUCCGCUCUGGCUUGCGUCCCGCGUUUUUCCCGCACUCUAACCGCGUGCCGACGUUUGAAUCUGUUGUGGGAGAAGUCCUCCGCCUCCCCCGUCGCUCGUACACACGCCUUGUGUUCCAGCUCCCCUCUCGCGACGAUGCCAGGGGAUUUUGCCGUGCCUUCCCAAUGACCUAUCAUCAUAACGGCGGCGCCGUGGAGCUGAAACUCUAUGAUGACCCUGAACCAGAUCUCACCGCAGCCAAGGCCCGAGGCGAAACGCACCUCGUGAUCCGCAACGUCCCCGUUGGGUAA